GCGCAUACGUAACCUGCAUGUGUUUGUGUGUAUGUGUGUGUGUGUGGGGUGGAGGAGAGGCGAGGAGAGGAGAGGAGGACUCAAACUCUGAGCAAGCGCCACAUAGAAACGCCAGCGCAGGAUCAGCAAGACCUUUAAUAUUUCUGCAUCACUUGAAGGCCACGGUUAACUGACGAUGAAGCGAAGCCGUGUCCCGAGCACCAGCGAGGACUCAGAUAAUGGAAGUAACUCCACGUCCUGGUCUCAGCACUCCAACUCCAAGCACAGGAAACAGAAUGGAAAAAGACCCUCAGAGGUGUUCAGGACAGACCUGAUCACUGCUAUGAAGCUGCAUGAUUCAUACCAGCUGAAUCCAGAGGAUUAUUAUGAGCUGGCCGAUCCCUGGCGGCAGGAGUGGGAGAAAGGGGUUCAAGUCCCUGUUAGUCCCGACUCCAUUCCGCAGUGUACAGUGCGCACUGUAGCUGAGAAAUGCCCCGCUCCUCUGUUCAUCAGGCCGAAGAAGCUGAUUCGCUCAUCUGAGUCAUCGAUGCUGGGGUACGUGGGUAUUCAGACGCUGGCUGAUGGCAUGUGUCGCUAUGACCUGAAUGAGGAGGAUGUCGUUUGGCUGCAGAUCGCUAACGAGGAGUUCAGCAAGAUGGGCAUGCAACUCAUGGAUGAGCUGAUGAUGGAGCGGGUCAUGGAGGAGUUUGAGCGCCGUUGCUAUGACAACAUGAGCCACGCCAUGGAAACGGAAGAGGGGCUUGGCAUUGAGUACGAUGAGGACGUGGUGUGUGACGUCUGUCAGUCCCCUGACGGCGAGGACAACAAUGAAAUGGUGUUCUGUGACAAGUGCAACAUCUGUGUGCAUCAGGCGUGUUACGGUAUACUGAAGGUUCCUGAGGGCAGCUGGCUUUGUCGAACCUGUGCUCUGGGCAUCUUUCCCAAAUGUCAUCUGUGUCCUAAAAAAGGCGGGGCUAUGAAACCCACUCGAAGUGGCACCAAGUGGGUCCACGUCAGCUGUGCCCUCUGGAUACCAGAAGUAAGCAUUGGUAACCCUGAGAAGAUGGAGCCUAUCACUAAUGUGUCUCAUAUACCCAGCAACAGAUGGGCUUUAAUAUGCUGCCUGUGUAAAGAGAAAACAGGAGCUUGUAUUCAGUGUUCUGCCAAAAGUUGCCGUGUGGCGUUCCACGUGACUUGCGGUCUGCAGUGUGGGUUGAAGAUGAACACAAUCCUCACAGAGGCGGAUGAAGUCAAGUUUAAGUCUUUUUGUCCCAAGCACUCAGGCGUGGACUGGAAUGAGGAAGAGGGAGAUGAUGACAGGCCAGUGAAGGUCCAGACCGGCCGAGAGAGAGGGAGAAAUAGGGGAGUGGACAUGUCAUCCUCGUCACAGCCCAGACGCGCACAAAACCCAGAAGAGACCAGACUCAGCGAGCGCAAACUUCGAGUCCAGCAGCUGGAGGACGAGUUCUAUCGUUUCGUCGCCGCUGAUGAAGUCGCAGAGCACCUGCAGUUGCCCCUGGAAACUGUGGACUUCCUGUUCCAAUACUGGAAAUUGAAAAGAAAGGUGAAUUUUAACCAGCCGCUCAUCAUGCCGAAGAAAGAGGAAGAGGACAGCCUUGCCCGGCGGGAACAGGAAGUGCUUUUGCGGCGACUCCGUCUCUUCACCCAUUUAAGACAGGAUCUAGAAAGGGUGCGUAAUUUGACAUACAUGGUCAGCCGUCGGGAGAGAACUAAACGAACCUUGUGCCGAGUGCAGGAGCAGAUCUUUCAUCAUCACGUCAGGCUGCUCGAGCAGGGACGCGUCGCUGGUAUAUCUUCUACUAGACGUUUAGAGGAGGCUAUGUUUUACUUUCGGACGGCACCUCCUGUACCUACAUCCCCCCAGCCUCUGAAGGGUCACUACGGCCAGAACAGUGCCCUGGGCACCACUGUUCAAAAUCACGAGAAAGGGAGCAACCCUUUUAGAGUCUCAAAGCAUAUUGAAGCAGACAAGCCUCCAAAGAUGCCCCGACUGGAAAGCCUGGUCAUGGAUAGUUUGCCCAGUUCCGGGGUCGUCGAUUCAGGCUCUGGAGCUUGUAAGACUGCAGCAUCAGCUACAGCGAAACGGUCGGAGGGCAGGUUGAGGGGAGGUGAGUCUUAUAGAAGAGAUGAGGAAAGCGAGCGCCCCUUGGAGGACAGGAGGAGGAGGAGCAAGCUGUGGGAACUGAGACAGGACACGGUGAAGAACGAGACUGAGCAUGACAACAUGGAUGACAGAUUACUGCUGUCUCACAGCAGAACCACUGCUAGUUCUGUAGUCACUGCCUCGACCACGUAUAACGGAUCUCUGAGGAAGACAAACGCAAGUCAACAUCAGGGAAAAAUAGUGCCAAAUGGGCGGCAUCUGAAAAACUGGGGCAGUUUCAGAAUCCCUAAACGGAGUGAAAGAACGUCAACGGGGAAAGAUGGACAGGACGGAAAUGAUGUGGCGGACCAAAAUUCUUCCUUAAAAACGUUUAAUACAAAUCCAGCCUCCUCCCCACAAAUUAGGACCCGGCUGCGGACAGGAAGUGAGAACCGAAGCCAUGUGGAAGAGUCUGAUCUUGGCCAAUCAGAACAGGGCAAGAGGUGUCACGCCCAAAGACUUCGCAGCCCGAUGACUAGACGUUACGGUUCGGACGUGAUCCAGUGUGGAGUUCUUGCAUCAUGAAAUGCGUCCAAAAAUAUUAUAUUUCUCAUUUUCAUUUGCUCUUCAGUGAAAGGCAAACAUAUUUAUUUUUGUAUUCUGUAAUUUUCUGCUGUUGCUGAAACUAUUUUUUGAGUGUACGUUAAAAGCAUACGCAGAGAGGUUUCAAAGACCAAACAGUUGGCUGAAAAAGACCUUCUUAAUGAAUGAAACUUUAGAUCAGGUGAAAAAAACUGGCACAAUUUUUAGAGGUUAUGAGCACUUACCAGCGUGAAACCAAGCCAGUAAGGCCCAACUGUCUUAAGUCCCACAGAAUUACUGCACUUAACUGAGCACUUAAAAUAUCUGAACACAGCAGUCUAACCAGUAUCCAUAACUUGAUUUCUCAGUAUUCUGCUAACUUCAAAGGCCAUCAUGUUGUGUGUAUGUGACGUGUGCCAUACUUGUUGUGGCACCAUUUCCUUCUCAGGUGAAAUCUGCUUCUAUUUGUACUUAAUUUAUAGAGUUAUGUCUUGGUUUUCUUUCAAACAAACCAAGUGUGUAACAGGUCAAUGCCUUAUAUGUACUCUCUUUGGUCUCGAAGUAAUUCCUUUCCAGAAAAAUAUAAAUAAUAAAAAAAAUCAUUCUUUCACUAAAUCAUAUUCUUCAGCAAUAGAUGGACUCUAGAUCCAAGACAGACAAUUCCACACUCAGUAUGUUGAAACGAUGACACAUACGAUGUACGCCAUUCGCAGGUCUGUUCAGGAAGGCUUUUAACAAUCAUUUACUUCCAGUAUCCAUUACUUUGAAUUCACUUUUGCACUUGAUAUUAAACAUUAACACUAUCAUAGGUCUAAUAAAGACACUGUUGCAUUGAGAGGAUUGAUCUUCUUGACAUGGUUGCCUUGGAGUAGUACUCAAAGUAUGUGUUCUUGCAUCUUUUCUUUAUAGCUGUAAAUGUCUUUUCUCAUACAAAAUGUGAGUUGAGCUCCUCAAGAAAAAGUUUAUAUUGUGUUUUUGUUGAGUUGUUGCACUAGAACAUUAGCCAGAGAGCUUGGUAUAACUGCUCACAGAAAAAAGUGUUUCUACAUGUUUAUAUAAUCAAGCGCUGCUGUAUUUUUCUUUUUUUUUUCUUUUAUUCUUAUGCAAUACAUUUGUUUUGUUGCUGAUUGUGAAUAAAUUUUCUUGAGGUUACUUCAG
Messenger RNA from Cyprinus carpio (common carp), 3823 nucleotides. Its product is annotated as protein Jade-1. NCBI's taxonomy places the organism in Eukaryota, Metazoa, Chordata, Actinopteri, Cypriniformes, Cyprinidae. The record is from RefSeq and is a predicted model, not a curated record. Gene Ontology annotation, biological process: regulation of transcription by RNA polymerase II. Gene Ontology annotation, cellular component: histone acetyltransferase complex.